GCAUACUUCCGGUAGAUAAAGACAAAACCAGCUAGAGAAGCAGCUCAGCUGUGAGAAGAGGGCGGAUUGUCGACGAGGUGAGGGGAGGUGUCCAGCCAUCGUUUAACACGAAGAGCGAAGACUCCUGCCGCAGCAGACGAGCAGUGACACCGAGCCAUGGUGAAGAUCAGCUUCCAGUCUGUCGCGGGACAGAAAGUGGAAAAGGAGAGUGAUGGCGACAAGACCGAGAUUCUCAUUCCUCACCGGAUGGAUGAGGAGGAGCUGGUCUUGCCGCUGCGGCCCAAGAAGUCUCCCCUCAACGGCCUGUGCUGCCUGACAUUUGGGCUGGUUGUCUUCAUGGCUGGUUUGGUCCUUGCCUCCAUCUAUGUGUACCGCUACUACUUUAUACCUCAUAUGCCAGAGGAAAACCUGUUCCACUGCCGGGUGCUUUAUGAAGACUCUGUGUAUGCCCCCCUUCGUGGGCGUCAGGAGCUGGAGGAAAAUGUCGGCAUAUACUUGGCUGACAACUAUGAGAAGAUCACUGUGCCCGUGCCUCACUUUGGAGGCAGCGACCCUGCUGAUAUAAUCCACGACUUCCACAGGGGACUGACCGCCUACCAUGACAUUGCUCUGGAUAAGUGCUAUGUUAUUGAGCUCAACACCACCAUUGUGAUGCCGCCACGGAACCUGUGGGAGCUUCUCAUCAAUGUCAAGAAGGGAACAUACUUGCCUCAGACCUACAUCAUCCAUGAGGAGAUGAUGGUGACUGGCAAAGUGCACAAUAUACAUCAGCUGGGACCCUUCAUCUCUCGUCUGUGCAACGGGAAGGAUACCUACCGCCUGAAACGCCGUGUCACCCACAGACGCAUCAGCAAGCGCGAGGCCAGUGACUGCAACCAUAUCCGUCAUUUGGAAAAUACUUUUGUGGUGGAGACGAUUAUCUGCAAUGAAGCGUAAACACGAUGGUAGUUUGUGUCGUCCCACCACCUACAAAAAAAGCACAUCUCCUGUCACUUCCUCAGCCACUGUAGCACCCUCUUGUGGAUCUGAUCACGUCUGAGUUGCACUUUACCUGUGAUGUUGGUUUGAUGUUCUUUGUAAAAGAAGUGGAUUUUUUUUUUUUUACAAUUUCACAAAGAAGAUUUGUUUUUAAUAAUUUCACUACCUGCCUAUUCAUUCUCUUUCCUGUAGGUUUGUUUUUUUCCUGGAGUGUGAUGCAAUACUAAGCUAUCUAGGUUCUAUCAUAGGAUUUUCCUUGUAGCAAAGUUCUUAAGCCAACAAUGAAUUAUAAUUUCAAGACUUUUCCUGUGUCUCAUUAGGGAUCUGUGUUAUUGGUUACUGUUGUUGGGUGAGAUCACUGUCUCCAUGUGUUGUCAAGGUGACUGUGGUUUUGUUUUUCCCCCUGCUCUUGAGCUUAGUUAGUGACAUUGUGUUACUUCUACUAACACAUUCAUCUGGGCAGAGCAUGAAGCCUUGUAGAUUUAAAUAAUCAUUCAUUUUUCUCAUGGUCUUUGUAAUGUAAACAUGUAACUGCUGAUGACUAGCUGCUUGCUUAAUCCUCUUGCCUGCCAGUUGUUUCCUUCCUCCCCUUUCUGCUUUUCACUUUCUUCUCAAGAAGCAUCAUUUCACAGUUGAGCUUAAAGACGGUUACACUGGGCAUUAGACUUCAUUGUUUGUUAAUUAAAAAGAGUGAAGACCUGUUUAUUUCUGAUGCUCUCAUUUAUCAUCAGCUUUUCUCUUUUACCGAGCUUCAUCGCUGUAUUUGUGAAUCAUUUUACAAUAAUGUCUUUGCUUUCCCUUGCAUGUGUUUAUCUAUAAAAGAAAAGCGGCAUUGUUAGAUUGUUUUGUAAAACAAUGUUUAAAGCCUUAGUCCAGAGUCAGAGACUGGACUAAAGUUAGUACUACUGAAAGGGAGCAUAUUAUAUGAUAUGGUAGUUAAACAAAGCCAAUUUUAAUCUGUAUAUUUCGUCUGCAAAUGAAAUAUGUCUGUGAAUAAAGUAGUGACAAAAUGUA
This is a messenger RNA of Monopterus albus (swamp eel), 1992 nucleotides long. It is a transcript of the gene itm2ca, whose product is annotated as integral membrane protein 2Ca. Bases 157 to 936 code for a protein of 259 amino acids. Gene Ontology annotation, biological process: negative regulation of amyloid precursor protein biosynthetic process. Gene Ontology annotation, molecular function: amyloid-beta binding. The transcript has 6 exons. The record is from RefSeq and is a predicted model, not a curated record. Lineage: Eukaryota; Metazoa; Chordata; Actinopteri; Synbranchiformes; Synbranchidae. Gene Ontology annotation, cellular component: extracellular exosome; plasma membrane; Golgi apparatus.